AUGGCAACCAACGGCGAUGCUAGGCCUAAGCGCAAGCAAAGCCCUGUGUCUUUCCUAGAUCGACCGGCAAAACAUCUGAGGCCCGAGACAUCGGCUCCUACACCUGGUGAUGCCACUCCACAGAAUGGUACCGUCUACAACGUGGACAGCGAGAUCAGUGCUGCACCAAUAUUGAACCCUCUCGCGGCUCCAGCAAACUCUCCGGAAUGGCAGGCCACGAUAGAGAAUGUGGUCAAGAGCGUGGUGUCAAUACACUUCUGUCAAACAUGUUCGUUUGACACCGACCUGUCGAUGUCGAGCCAGGCUACGGGUUUUGUGGUGGACGCCGAACGGGGCUAUAUCAUGACCAACAGACAUGUUGCCUGCGCUGGACCGUUCUGGGGCUACUGCAUAUUCGACAACCAUGAGGAGUGUGAUGUCAGGCCGGUUUAUCGAGAUCCUGUCCAUGACUUCGGUAUCCUGAAAUUCGACCCCAAAGCCAUCAAGUACAUGGAACUGAAGGCUCUCAACCUGCGCCCGGAUUCGGCGAAAGUUGGUGUUGAGAUCAGAGUGGUUGGUAAUGAUGCAGGCGAGAAGCUUAGCAUCUUAUCCGGGGUCAUCAGUCGCCUGGACCGAAAUGCGCCUGAGUAUGGCGAAGGAUACUGCGAUUUCAACACCAACUAUAUUCAAGCGGCGGCAGCAGCGACUGGAGGGAGCUCUGGUAGUCCAGUGGUCAAUCUGGCUGGCCACACAAUCGCACUUCAAGCUGGAGGUCGAAUGGAUGGCGCUGCCACCGACUACUUUUUACCCCUUGAUCGACCGCUCAGGGCUUUACAGUGCAUACAGAACAACGAACCAAUAACCCGUGGUACGAUACAGACGCAGUGGAUGUUAAAGCCAUUCGAUGAGUGCCGAAGGCUAGGCCUUACACCCGAUUGGGAAUCUGCUAUUCGAGCAGCUGCUCCCAAAGAAACCAGCGUUCUUGUCGCAGAAAUUGUGCUUCCAGAAGGCCCCGCCGAUGGCAAAAUUCAGGAGGGAGAUGUGCUUAUCAAGGUCAACGGUGAAUUUCUUACCCGAUUCGGACGACUGGAUGCCAUCCUCGAUGCAAGCGUGGGCAAGACACUACAUCUACUGUUGCAACGCGGCGGCGAGGAUGUCGAGGUCAGACUCGAUGUUGGCGAUUUGCAUGCUAUCACUCCUGACCGAUUCGUCACCGUCGCAGGAGGAAGCUUUCACAAUCUCUCUUAUCAACAGGCUAGGCUAUAUGCUGUCGCUGUCAAGGGCGUUUAUAUUUGCGAAGCAGCUGGAUCAUUCAAACUGGAGAACACGCUUUCCGGUUGGAUAGUGGAGUCAGUAGACCAACGGCCAACACCCGAUCUGGAGAGUUUUAUGAAGGUCAUGGAUAGCAUUCCAGACAAAUCACGGGUGGUGCUAUCAUACCGACACCUUCGAGAUAUGCAUACGCGAGGGACCAGCAUUAUCCACAUCGACCGACACUGGCACCCCAAAAUGCGGCUCGCGGUUCGCAAUGACGAGACUGGACUUUGGGACUUUACCGACCACGGAACGCCGAAGCCUGCGGCACCCCCUGUCCCCAGGUCUGCAGACUUUAUCCAACUAGAUGGUGUAAACCAUGCCGCUGCAGCAGAUAUUGUUUGCUCUUUCGUUCGCGUCUCAUGCAAUAUGCCGGUCAAGCUCGAUGGCUACCCACAAGCGCGAAAGACCGGCUUUGGGCUCGUUAUCGAUGCUGAGAAGGGCCUGGUCGUUGUGUCACGAGCGAUCGUGCCCUACGACCUCUGCGACAUCACCAUCACCGUUGCAGACUCGAUUAUUGUGGAGGGCAAAGUGAUAUUCAUGCACCCCCUGCAGAACUACACUAUCGUACAGUACGAUCCUAAGCUGGUGCACGCUCCAGUCAAGUCGGCUCCUCUCUCGAGCACAAUGGUCAAACAAGGAGAGGACACGAUUUUCGUCGGCUUCAACCAGAACUUUCGGGUAGUGGUAGCGAAGACGACAGUUACCGACAUUACCACGGUAGCCAUCCCAGCAAAUGCUUCUGCUCCGAGAUAUCGAGCCAUCAAUUUAGAUGCCAUCACAGUCGACACAGGACUUUCCAGUCAAUGCUCCAAUGGUGUCCUUAUUGGUUCUGAUGGAAUUGUACAAGCACUCUGGCUAAAUUAUCUGGGUGAGCGCACUCCAAACACACACAAAGAUGUCGAGUACCAUCUUGGUUUGGCUACGCCAUCUCUGCUCCCAGUUAUCUCUCUGAUACAAGGUGGUUACCAUCCAUCGCUUCGGAUAUUGAACAUGGAAUCCUAUGUGGUGCAUAUGAGCCAAGUUCGCAUUAUGGGUGUUUCCGAGGAAUGGAUACAAAAAGUUGCUCAAGCGAACCCAUCUCGACAUCAACUCUUCAUGGUGCGUAAAAUCGAUUGCCCUCCGGCAUCCGGGGAGACCAAGGGGCAAUCUCUACAAGAAGGCGACAUCAUUUUGACGUUGAAUGGGAAGCUCAUUACCCGAGUGUCCGAAUUCGAUAUCAUGUACGAUCAGGGAGCGUUGGAUGCCUUGAUUGUGCGGGGCGGAAAGGAGAUGCAGUUGAGAAUACCGACGGUGCCCACCGAAGACCUUGAGACUUCUCGGGCUCUCAUCUUCUGCGGUGCUGUCCUACAGAAACCACAUCAUGCCGUCAGACAACAAAUCAGCAAGCUACAUUCGGAGGUCUACGUCAGUGCGCGAAGUCGAGGCUCGCCUGCCUAUCAAUAUGGACUUGCCCCAACCAACUUCAUUACCGCUGUCAACGGAGUGAAAACGCCGAAUCUAGACGAGUUUGUCAAAGAAGUCAGCAAGAUACCUGACAACACUUACUUCCGGCUCAGGGCAGUGACGUUCGACAACGUCCCGUGGGUGGUGACUAUGAAGAAGAAUGAUCACUACUUCCCCAUGUCGGAAUACGUCAAGGAUCUCACUCAGCCCAGUGGCUGGAGGACCAUCUCCUAUCAUUCUGCUGGAAAGUCCAGCGGGGGUGAGAGUGAUGGGGCUCCGCUGACAGCAGAAGGCAUGGAUGAGGGUGGUGGUGAAAGUGAUGAUGGUGGUGAAGGAGAGGCUGAGGACGAGAGAGAGUGA
Messenger RNA from Endocarpon pusillum Z07020, 3099 nucleotides. RefSeq names its product Pro-apoptotic serine protease nma111. Gene Ontology annotation, biological process: proteolysis. Gene Ontology annotation, molecular function: serine-type endopeptidase activity; protein binding. NCBI's taxonomy places the organism in Eukaryota, Fungi, Ascomycota, Eurotiomycetes, Verrucariales, Verrucariaceae. The record is from RefSeq and is a predicted model, not a curated record. The transcript is spliced from 3 exons. Bases 1 to 3099 code for a protein of 1032 amino acids.